UUGGAUUAGUUACAGUCAAAAAUGGAAGCAUGGACCGCCUGGUUAGUUAUUACAAUGCUAAAUUUCACCCUAGCAUACAAGGUACAUUGUGCCGGCCUCGGAAACGACGACGAAUUGAUUUUAAAUACAAUAGAAAGAGAUUAUCCUGAAACAGUAAGCGAGGUACAUACUACAUUAGCAGUUUCCUGUUACGUCACUGCCGAUGACGUCAUCAGCACGGUCCAGUCGAUUCAAUGCCCGAGCGAAUGUGACGUCACAGACGAUAAAUUGUGGGGCACUGGGGUGUACUCGGGAAACUCCCGUAUAUGUGCUGGGGCAAUACACGACGGCAGAAUAACAGCUGAAUCCGGGGGUCUACUCACAAUACGAAAGCUUAAAGGCCAAGCUUAUUAUGACGGCACAAUGCAAUUCAACGUCACAAGCAGAAAUCAUACAAGAUAUAACUCAUCGUUUCAAUUUCAAAGCUCCUACGCAGGCAGACAACCGCUUUACGCAGUUUCGUGUUUGGCCACAGCAGAAUUCACUCACGAAAACGAAUAUCUUGUCAUAUGUCCGCCUGGUUGUGACGUCAUAUCCGGGGGGUUAUGGGGCACGGAUCGUUACAAGAUGACGUCAUAUUUGUGUGGAGCUGCAAUACACGCAGGAGUGCUGAACGCUACAAUUGGAGGUCGUUUCUCUGUAAUGAAAAAGUCGGGUCAAAGGUCAUUUAACGGGUCAACCAACAACGGUGUGACGUCACGAAGUUGCGGCAAAGAAAAUGUUGGAUUCGUCAUCAGAGCUUGCCCACAAACGCUCUCUGCAGUAAUAGCAGUGACGUGUGAUUUCCGAGCUGAUGACGCCAGCGAAGAUGUAUUUACCGUUUCGUGCCCGUCCGGCUGCGGUGUGCUUGGUGCUGUUAUAGGCAGUGGACCUUAUUCUGUUACAUCAAAUGUGUGUGGAGCCGCAGUACAUGAUGGAAUACUAAAAGAAUUCUUGGGCGGUGACGUCACAGUCCGCAAAGUCACGUGGUCAAAUUCGUACCAAUCAAGCCGUCGUAACGGAGUGACGUCAGAAAUGGGAACUACAUACACUAAAUCGUUUGUUCUUAAAGACUCAACUAUGCCGUACCCUGAAGUGUUAGAAGUUUCGUGCAGCACCAAAGCGUCGGAUAUUCUGGACGACACAUUUACCGUCGCCUGCCCUGGGAACUGUCAAAUUUUCCAACCGCUAGACGGCGUGGUUGGGACUAGAGUUUAUGCAGAAUCGAGUUCUAUUUGCAAAGCAGCGCUACAUUUUGGCAGCAUAACUGCAAACAACGGAGGUGUGGUAAUUGUAAGAAAAAUGGGUAAACUGCAAAGAUUUGAGGGGUCGCUAAGAAACGGGAUUCAGAGUCACUCAAGUAACUUGGAAGCUGAAAGGGCGUUCGUUUUUGGAGGAAAUUUAGAAGAAUUAGAUCUUCCUUUGAAAGUGUCUUGCAACUUUGCGGCACACAACUCACUGCAGGCAGAAUUCAACGUAAAAUGCCCAACGGGUUGCCCGCAAGUAAAUACAGACAACGGAAGAUUCCCAGCAUACACAAGCGUUUGUGGAGCAGCAAAUAAUUUCGGCACUGAAUUUGUGACCGUUAUCAAAACAACUGGAAUGUUGGACAAUACAGCUGCGUUUAAAGACCGAAGGGUUGAACGUUCGAAUCCCAUUAACACCGAACUGUUCGCUUAUAAAGGAGAGUUCGUAGUAAUUGAACAACAACAUCCAUCUUUACGAGUUGCAGCAGUUUCUUGCACCACACGGGCGGACCAAAUUUCCAGCCAGGUGUUUAUGGCAGUUUGCCCACAAGGCUGCUUAAGUGUCCAGCAUAAAGUAUGGGGUACUGACGUUUUCACUGAUGAUUCUUAUAUCUGCUCUGCUGCUUUGCACCAAAUGCGAAUAACAGAUUUUGGAGGGCUGGUGACAAUACGAAAACAGCCAGGUGUUCGUUCUUAUCUGGGUUCAACUGAGGAAGGCGUCACCAGUAUGUCACGUGACCAACCCUGGGAUACGUCAUUCGUGUUCCAAAAUACCUACAGACACAGUUCUUCGGUUUUCACAGUGCGAUGCGACACGGUAUUUUCUGCGUUUAGCGACGAACGAUUCGCAGUGCUCUGUCCACCCGAUUGCCUUUCAAUGACAGACGAAACUUACAUUUGUGUUUCAGCAAUCAGAAAUGGGACUAUAACAGACGCUGGCGGUGUAGUGACUGUACAAAGCAUCGCUAACGCAGACCGAACGAUGAUCGAAAGUUAUAGAUUUGUAUAACCAAUUAGGCAACAAUAUUGGUGUAACUGUGUUUUGAUGCGCCUUUAUAAACCAUUAGUGACUUUUUUGCCGAGGAAAUUAAAUCACCCUUUGAUUGUGAACGUG
Ciona intestinalis (vase tunicate) is the source of this 2379-nucleotide messenger RNA. NCBI's taxonomy places the organism in Eukaryota, Metazoa, Chordata, Ascidiacea, Phlebobranchia, Cionidae. The record is from RefSeq and is a predicted model, not a curated record.